AUGCACUUAAGUGUGCAUCGCGUGAUAGCAUCCACGACUUAUCGUAAAGGACGUGAUAAUAACGUUUCCGGUUGUCAUCGCGGUGCGGAGUCGAUGUGCCGUACUCAUGAAAAAGUAGACCAAUUGCUUGCUUCACCUUACCCGAUAAAGUGCUCUGACGUAUUACCGUCGCCCGUUGGUAAAGAUGUCAACAUAACAGCGGAUAAACGACAGUCUUAUGAGAUACCUCUGCAUAAACAUAUACUAUAUAGAACAUUAGAACUCAUCAGUCGCUCUCAAAUAUACGCUGGCGCGUACCUAACCUAUGAGCUAUCAGUUUUUGGCUCUUUCCGUGACUCUGGUGCCGUAAUUUCAUCGUUAUCAUACCUUGGAUGUUGCGUGCUGCACCCUCCCACCGAUUCAUCCAGCAUCUCCGCCAGGUCAUCUCGCAUACCUGGUCAAGUGAGUCGGCUAUACGCCUGA
Molecule: messenger RNA, 462 nt
Organism: Macrosiphum euphorbiae (potato aphid)
Lineage: Eukaryota; Metazoa; Arthropoda; Insecta; Hemiptera; Aphididae
Source: the annotation of a GenBank genome assembly